Molecule: messenger RNA, 2232 nt
Organism: Suricata suricatta (meerkat)
Lineage: Eukaryota; Metazoa; Chordata; Mammalia; Carnivora; Herpestidae
Gene: CDCA8
Product: cell division cycle associated 8
Exons: 11
Coding region: 106-948 (280 amino acids)
Biological process (GO): mitotic sister chromatid segregation
Cellular component (GO): chromosome, centromeric region; chromosome passenger complex; spindle midzone
Source: RefSeq, a predicted model, not a curated record
GGCGGUCGCACGUCGGGUUAGCCACGGAGCCUCUCCCUCCCUUCUGCUGCAGCAGUGAGGUUUUUCCCAGCCUAUUUCGCGACCCUCAGCCUCCACCCGAGCGCCAUGGCUCCGGCUAGGAAGGGCGGCAGUCGGGUCGCCAAGACCAACUCGUUACGGAGCCGGAAGCUCGCCUCCUUUCUUAGGGACUUCGACCGUGAAGUGCAAAUACGAUCCAAGCAAAUUCAGUCAGACAGGCAGAACCUCCUCAAGGAGAUGGAUAACCUGUACAACAUCGAGAUCCUGCGGCUCCCCAAGGUGCUGCGCGAGAUGAACUGGCUCGACUACUUUGCCCUUGGAGGAAAUAAACAGGCCCUAGAAGAGGCAGCAACGGCCGACCUGGACAUCACAGAAAUAAACAAACUGACAGCAGAAGCUAUUCAGACACCCUUGAAAUCUGCCAAAACACGAAAGAUCAUAAAAGUGGACGAAAUGAUAGUGGAAGAGGAAGAAGAAGAAAAUAAGAAUAAGAAUCUUCAAACUGCCAGAGUCAAAAGGUGUCCUCCGUCCAAGAAGAGAACCCAGUCUGUACAAGGAAAAGGCAAAAGCAAAAGGUCCAGCCACUGUAACACUGUCACCCCAGCUGUGGGCCGGCUAGAGUUGUCUAUGGUGAAACCAACUCCGGGCAUGACGCCCAGGUUUGACUCGAGGGUCUUCAAGACCCCGGGCCUGCGCACUCCAGCAGCCAGAGAGCGGAUUUACAAUAUCUCCGUGAAUGGCAGCCCUCUCGCCGACAGCAAAGAGAUUUUCCUCACGGUGCCGGUGGGUGGUGGAGAGAGCAUGCGGCUAUUGGCCAGUGACUUGCAGAGGAUGGACAUCGCACAGCUGGACCCGGAGGCCUUGGGGAACAUUAAGAAGCUCUCUAGCCGCCUGGCCCAGAUCUGCAGCAGCAUACGGACUCAAAAAUGAGGCUCAGGCCGCUGUCAAGAAGCCAAACUUGACAGGAUGGACCUUCAAUAGGCACUUCCGGGACCCUGGAGACUUCUUCCCUUCAGGCUUAUUGUGUGUUCGAGUGUGAACUUCCAGAGCGGGUCGUGGUGUUCCUCCGGGAGAAUCUGGGACGUGGGGAGACACGCUGCUCCCCCAUCGGUUAGAUUAGAGCUUUGCCGUUCACACUUCCCAACCCAGCUGCCUGCUGCAUCCGUGCAGUUGCAGCUUCCUGUCAUUCUCCUGGCAGAAUUCUCCUUCCUGCUCUGAGCUGCCGCCUUCUGCCUCCUGUAACCUGGCACCUUCUCUGCCCCGCCCCUACUUGGCGGAGGUGGCGUGAAAGAGGCUGGUGUUCCUGGGAAGACCACCUGCUCCCCUCGUCCGAGGGCCCUCCGCUUAUGGCUGGGAAUUUCAAGCUCAGAAGCGUGAGCUCUGGGCCACGGAGGACAGAUCCGGAAAGCUGGGAGGAACUGUAAAAUGGGGACAGGACAGCAGGACGGGACGUGUCCCGGCGGUAACCACAGCAGAGCACCUCUCCCCCCGGCCCCCAGCCCUGCUUUCUCCUCUGGUGGAUGCUCAGUGGGGCUUCGGGAUCUUCCGCUCGCUGUGCCCAGUAGGCUCCUCCAAGCUGGCUCGUGGAACACGUUUUGUAUUUAUCCCUUUACCGAAGACCAAAAACUGGUUUGGAGGUGGCUUCCGUGUCUGCCUCCUCUACCUCUCUAGUCGGUAGGAAUUUGGAUUAGACAAUUCUAGGGCUUAGCUUAGUCUAGGGUUUUUAUGGGCUGGCUGCUGUCGAACUGUCUCUAAGCUCUCUCCAGUCCAUGGACCUUGCAGGGACCGCUUCCUCGUACGGGGUUCCUGGGGAGGCAGGCGUAACUUCCCCGGUGGCCUCGCCCCACAUGUUCAGCCUGUGCUCCGGGCAUGGACUAGUUAUUCAGAGUCCGCACCAAGAUCCCUGGGCUCCAGCCAGCACCCCCCUCCCCUCUGAAUGAGAUGUGGUCCAAAAGUCCGGGAACUGAGAGUUCCUUCCCCAGGCUCAAGGGCGCUGGGAUUUCACGUGUGACUCUGUCUUCUACCUGGUGUUAUUUUGCUACGGGACCCUCCUAGCGACCCAGUCCUGUUGCAGCUGUAUUCCUUAAGUUGUUGUUCUCCCUUUCCUGAGACUUUUGUGCUAUUGUGUUCCUGAGUAAUGGCAUCUCUAAGCUGUUAUAGUUCAAGCUACUGCAAGGUACCUGUUUUCAAUAAAUUGUGGGUUUGUUUUUAAUA